GAGAACUCCUCGGUCAUUUCGAGUUGAAAUAGCUCGUUGUCCCAGCAAGCUCGUGUGUAAUUGUUGGCUACAUGCGUCGUAGCUACAGUUCGCUAACUGACUUGUUAACAAGCUGGCAGUUUAUUUUCUUAAUUUGACAGCGUAUAAACUAUUUAGCUGAUGCCAUAAGAUAUUCCGCAACAAACUAACUCGCUAGUUCGCUACAUUGUCAGCACUGCCUUCACGUCAAUAAACGUUGGAGGCUGGCUAACGAGCAAGCCGAUUUUGUUUUCUCACUCGGCAUAGUGUUGGAAGUAGAUGUUUAUCCGACUAGGAUACAAAUGACCCACUCGUGCCGUUGUGCCAGUAAGUGUGCUAAAGGUUAUAGCGAGCUGCCAAGUUCUAUAAUCAGGAAGAACUGUGCACUGGGAGAUGCAACAGUGACAAUCGCACUUAACUAGUUAACUUUACUCGAGUUUUUUCCCAUUGAUUUUAUUUUGUCUAACAAUGGACAUCAGUACUGUUUUGGGAUGCAUUCUUGGUUGCGUGGUGGGAGGGUUGGUGCUUGCUGCUUACAGACUUGGCGUUUUAUAUCAGCUGAUUCAUAAGACAGAGACCAAGAGUCCGCGCCACGGCGGGGAGAGCGUGGCUGAGGUGCUGCGGGCCCAUGGGGUCAAGUUCCUCUUCACCCUUUGCGGGGGGCACAUCUCGCCCAUCCUGGUGGCCUGCGAGAAGUUGGGCAUCCGGAUCGUAGACACCAGGCACGAGGCCACUGCGGUCUUUGCCGCCGACGCGGUUGCCAGACUCUCCGGUACCAUCGGUGUGGCCGCGGUCACAGCUGGUCCUGGUCUGACCAACACGGUCACGGCGGUAAAGAACGCGCAGAUGGCCGAGUCACCCUUGCUCCUGAUUGGAGGAGCAGCUGCUACACUCCUGCAGGGUCGAGGGGCCCUGCAGGACAUUGACCAGAUGUCCCUCUUCAAGCCUCUCUGUAAGUUCUGCGCCUCGGUGCGGACCGUGCGUGAGAUCGUGCCAGUGGUGAGGAAAGCCCUAGCCAUCGCCCAGUCGGGCACCCCAGGUCCUGUGUUUGUGGAAUUCCCCAUCGACACACUCUACCCCUACCACCUGGUGGCAAAAGAGACCGCUGUAAAAAACCCUCCCAAAGGAUUCAUGGGGAAAGUUGUUGCCUGGUACAUGCACAAUCACCUAAAGAACCUGUUUGCUGGAGCCUGGGAGGACAGAGAUGUCUCCCCCCUGCCUGUUCACAUACCGCUGGCUACAGACUCACAGAUACAACAAUGCGUCGAGCUGGUGAGCAGAGCCAAGAAGCCGGUCAUUCUGCUGGGUAGCCAGGCAACGCUACCCCCGACACCUGUGGACGAAAUCAGGAAGGCUCUGGAGUCGCUGGGCAUCCCGUGCUUCCUCGGGGGCAUGGCCAGAGGCAUGCUGGGACGCGACAGUCCUCUGCACGUCAGGCAGAACCGGCGCGACGCCCUGAAGGAGGCGGACCUGGUGCUGCUGGCCGGCACGGUGUGCGACUUCCGCCUGAGCUACGGACGGGUCCUGAGCCGGCGUAGCAAGAUCAUCGCCGUCAACCGCGACAAGAGCCAGCUGCUGAAGAACUCGGACAUGUUCUGGAAGCCCACCGUCGCGGUCCAGGGAGACGCUGGCUCCUUCUUGUUGAGCCUGUCCCGGGGGCUGAAGGGCUACCGCUGUCCCGAGGACUGGCCCCAGAGCCUGAAGGACGGGGACAGGACCAAAGAGGACGGCAACAGAGGAAAAGCCGCGCAAAAGACGGAGCGGCACCUGAACCCGCUGCACGUCCUCCACCGCGCCGACGCCCUGAUGGCCGAGGACAGCAUCAUCGUGGCUGACGGGGGGGACUUCGUGGGCAGCGCUGCCUACAUCAUGAGGCCCCGCGGACCCCUCCGCUGGCUGGACCCAGGUGCUUUUGGGACGCUGGGUGUUGGAGGGGGGUUUGCUCUCGGGGCAAAGCUCUGCCGGCCUGAUGCAGAGGUCUGGAUUAUCUAUGGAGACGGGUCACUGGGAUACAGCGUGGCUGAGUUUGACACCUUCACUCGGCACAAGACCCCAGUGAUUGCCCUGGUGGGGAAUGAUGCCUGCUGGAGCCAAAUCUCCAGGGAGCAGGUGCCCAUUCUGGGCAGCAAUGUGGCCUGUGGACUGGCCUUCACAGAUUACCACGUUGUGGCCGAUGGCUACGGAGGCAAGGGCCACCUGGUGGGACGGGAGGACGAGGACAGGCUGGAUGACAUCAUCCGCAGCGCCCAGCAGGCCAGUCGAGAAGGGACGGCGACGUUGCUCAACGUCCUCAUCGGAAAGACCAACUUCAGGGACGGCUCCAUCUCCGUGUAGACGCCGCGCCAGGGUGGUCUCCCCGGCAGUGUCUGAGUGCAGCAGUGACCAGCCUUCCUGCCUAGAAAUCCAAAGCAUAAGAUCUGCAGCGAUGCACAGCGGACACCAUAGAGCGCUUCGCUUUCUGACAUUCCCUAGAUACUGCUCUUCUCAAGCAAAAGUAGGAAGUGGAGACUGGAGAGAGGCUGUUUGCCAAAAAAAUCUCACCCAUAAAGGCCUGUAUCAGCCUCCAAAAAAACUGGUUUUGAGGCCUUUUAUUUAGGUCCGCUCCUGGUUUUUAUUGAUUUUCAAGGAUUGGGCUUCCAUAUAAUUUACAUUGAUUUGAUUUGAGCCAUGUGUAGUCUGAAAUCGUGACAGGUUUUCACAGGUGUAGACAAAUUCUACUAGUAUAAUCUACUUUAAUCAAAAUUUUCAGGCAGAUGAAUUGUUUACUAUGAGCUGGUACAGUGUGUGAGUAAGGUUAGUGACCGACUAUAAAAGCAAUUAGGAGUUUGACCAAAUAUCAUGUGAAGCAUUCUAAUUUUAAACAGGAUAAAUGAAUCCAAGGCUUGGACUGAUGGACCUUCAUAUGACGUUAAUUAGAAAUUAUGCAAGUCUCGACCUGGAGCAAGUCAUUAUCUAAAUGUUGCACACUGAAAAUGUACAACUGAGUUUACGUAUUUUAUUUUGUGUGAACUGAGUUCACUUUAUAAAGAGUAUGAACAUACAAGUUAAUUGAUUAACUAAAUGGGGGAAGGGAAAGAUAACUAUUGACAGCAUUUUCACAAGUGGUAGAGCUGCUAAUGAAUAACUUCUGCUGCUUUGGUUAUUUGACUUGAGAUGAUGCGGUUUAGUUUACAAACAGUGCCUCUAAUUGCUGAAUGUAAUACUCAACCAAUGUGUCAUUUGUAAAAAAUUAUGCAUAGUCAUCAUUUUCAAUCUUACCUUGACGGUACACCGAAGAGAUUACGGCAUUAACUGAAUCACUGCCUGAGUUUAAAUUUGCACUGAUGGUUUGAACCGUCAUUCGUAUUCGUAUUUUGUUAUGGAAAGUAGAAGCUGAUGAAGUCCCAUUUUGUGUUAGGAGAAUCAGGAAAUAAGGCUUAUUGCAUUUGUUGCCUAUUUGUGGUAUACACAGCUGUAAUAUCACAUUUACAGUGCCCUCCAAAGGCAUGUGAAUGGUGGAGUGAAACUAGUUAUUUUUGAUAUACUUAAGGCAUUUUGAGAUCAAACUAUGAAUAUGAGACAAAAGUACAGAUAUUCAGCUUUUAUUUCAUAUUUACAUGCGUUUUUCUAUUUUUCAGAAACAGCUGUUUUUUUGUGUUGAGUCUACCCCGCCCCCAAUCCAAAUGCCUUAAGUAUGUACAAAAACGUAUUUUUCUGUAAAAUGUGAAAACGUAUAUGCAUAAAUAUACCAUGAAUAAAAACGGAAUGUCUUUUGACUUGUAUUCAUCCUCUGAUCUCAAAUCCUAAUGCCUUAAAUAUAUAGCAAAUAUUAAACUCAACUGUUCCCAUGCUUUUUGAGGGCACUGUAUUUACCUGGCCACGCUAUAUUUUGGAUCAUCAAGGGAAGAUAGUGGUACAAAACUAAAGUAGCAAUAUCACUUUUUUUUCUUCUUUUUUUUUUGUGUGUGAAAUGUGAAUAAACUCCCUGCUUUAUUUUAACAUCUUGGAUACUUGGGGCGUUUUGGUGUAACCAACCAAAAAGAAAAUCUUAAGUGUUCAUUUUCGAGCGUACAUAUCCUACCGAUUUGCCUCUACAUGUUUCAAGGGACCCACGGGAAUAAAUCAAUAAGGUUUUAGAAAGGGAUGUAGUUUGGAGUUGCUGUUUGGUUGCGAAGAUUAAAUGGACAUUAAAAUAAACUGAAAAUUGUGGAA
Conger conger (European conger) is the source of this 4209-nucleotide messenger RNA. It is a transcript of the gene ilvbl, whose product is annotated as ilvB (bacterial acetolactate synthase)-like. Gene Ontology annotation, cellular component: acetolactate synthase complex. Gene Ontology annotation, molecular function: magnesium ion binding; thiamine pyrophosphate binding; flavin adenine dinucleotide binding. Gene Ontology annotation, biological process: L-valine biosynthetic process. Bases 487 to 2352 code for a protein of 621 amino acids. The record is from RefSeq and is a predicted model, not a curated record. The transcript has 15 exons. Lineage: Eukaryota; Metazoa; Chordata; Actinopteri; Anguilliformes; Congridae.